AUGGCGCCCGGCGGUGUCCCCCCUCGGGCGCUGCUGUGGAUCAACCUGCUCGGCUUCAUCUCCGUCUCUCUGGCCCUCAACCCGGACGACCCCAACGUGUGCAGCCACUGGGAGAGCUACGCGGUGACGGUGCAGGAGUCCUACGCUCAUCCCUUCGACCAGGUCUACUACACCCGCUGCACCGACAUCCUCAACUGGUUCAAAUGCACCAGACACAGGAUCAGCUAUAAGACGGCCUACAGACGAGGUGUGAGGACCAUGUACAGACGUCGCUCUCAGUGCUGCCCGGGUUUCUUUGAGAGCGGAGACCUGUGUGUUCCGCUGUGCACCGACGAAUGUUCCCACGGACGCUGCGUCUCUCCUGAUACCUGCCAGUGUGAGCCGGGCUGGGGGGGCCUGGACUGCUCCAGUGGCUGUGAGAGUGACUUCUGGGGCCCCCACUGCACCAACCGCUGUCAGUGCCGUAACGGCGCCAAGUGCAACCCGAUCACCGGCGCCUGCGUGUGCACCGACGGGUUCCAGGGCUGGCGCUGCGAGGAGCCCUGCGACGCCGGCUUCUACGGCAAAGACUGCCUGCAGGAGAGCCAGUGCCUCAACGGCGCCACCUGCCAGCACCAGACCGGCGAGUGCCUCUGUGCACCGGGAUACACCGGAGCCUUCUGUGAGGAGCCGUGUCCUCCAGGGAAACAUGGAUCCCUGUGUGAGCAGCGCUGCCCCUGUCAGAACGGAGGGGCGUGUCAUCACGUCACCGGGGAGUGCUCCUGUCCCGCCGGCUGGGUGGGUCCAGUCUGUGCUCAGCCGUGCUCCUUCGGCUCCUUCGGGAUCAACUGCUCUCUGGAGUGCACGUGUCGGAACGCCGGCCUGUGCGACCACAUCAGCGGCCAGUGCCAGUGCACCGCCGGCUACAUCGGAGAGAGAUGUCGAGAGGAGUGUCCGGUCGGCACCUACGGGCCCCAGUGCGCCAACAAGUGCGACUGCCAGAACGGGGCCAAGUGUUACCACAUCAACGGGGCCUGCCUCUGCAGCGAGGGCUUCAAGGGCCCCAGCUGCCAGGACCGCUUCUGUCCCAGCGGCCUGUACGGACCCGGCUGCGACCGACACUGCCCGUGCAAAACCGCCAACACGCUCAGCUGUCACCCUCUGUCGGGGGAGUGCACCUGUGCAGCCGGCUGGACCGGACUCUACUGCAACGAGUCCUGCCCGGCGGGGUUCUACGGCGCCGGCUGCAGGGAGACGUGCGUCUGCACCAACGCAGCCGACUGCGACGGCAGCAGCGGCGCCUGCGUCUGCGCUCCAGGGUUCAUAGGUGACGACUGCUCCAUCAGCUGCCCCCCCGGCCUGUACGGCACCAACUGCACCUCCUCCUGCUCCUGCCACAACGAGUUCUCCUGCUCGCCCAGCGACGGCUCCUGCUUCUGCAGAGAAGGUUGGCAGGGCGUGGACUGUACCAUCCCGUGCUCCAGUGGUUCUUGGGGACUGGGCUGCAAUGAGACGUGUCAGUGUGCCAACAUGGCCGCCUGCGACCCCGUCAACGGAACCUGCACCUGCUCCUCAGGCUGGGGGGGCGAGUACUGUGACCAGGCGUGUCCGGAGGGCUCGUACGGGCUGGACUGUGCAGAGCGAUGUGACUGUGUCCACUCGGACGGCUGUGACCCGGUGAGCGGCUCCUGUCGCUGCCUCACGGGAUGGACCGGUGUGGGUUGUGACAGUGUGUGUGAGGAGGGACGCUGGGGACAGAACUGCUCGUCCAGCUGCUCCUGUGAGAACGGCGGCUCCUGCUCCCCAGAGGACGGCUCCUGUGUGUGCGCUCCUGGAUACCGAGGAACCAACUGCAGACGAGCCUGUUCACCUGGUUUCUACGGUCACCGCUGCAGCCAGUCGUGUCCUCAGUGUCUCCACAGUGACGGAGCGUGUCACCACGUCACCGGACACUGUGAAUGUCUCUCUGGAUUCUUCGGCUCCCUCUGCAACCAAGUGUGUCCCAGUGGGAGGUUCGGGAGCGCCUGUGCCGAGUCGUGCUCGUGCACCAACAACGGGACGUGUAAUCCCAUCGACGGCUCCUGUCAGUGCUUCCCAGGGUGGAUCGGAGAGGACUGCUCCACACCAUGUCCUCAGGGCUCGUGGGGCCCAGACUGCAUCCACACAUGUAACUGUCACAACGGAGCCCAGUGCAGUGCAGCAGACGGAGAGUGUGACUGCAGCGCUGGAUGGACGGGACUCUACUGCACCCAGCGUUGUCCAGCAGGUUUCUACGGCUCUCGGUGUGCGGAGGUGUGUCGCUGUCAGAACGGAGCCGACUGUGAACACAUCACGGGACGGUGCUCGUGCAGGACGGGCUUCAUCGGACAGAGCUGUGAACUCAAGUGCCCUGCGGGGACCUUCGGGUAUGGCUGCCAGCAGUUGUGUGAGUGUCUGAACAACGCAACCUGCGACUACGUGACGGGGACCUGCUACUGCAGCACCGGCUUCAAAGGGAUCCGCUGCGACCAGGCUGCUCUGAUGAUGGAGGAGCUGAACCCCUACACCAAGAUCAGCCCGGCGCUGGCGUCCGAGCGCCAGUCGGCCGGCGCCGUCCUGGGCGUCGUCUUCCUGCUGCUGCUCAUCGUGGCCAUGCUCGGCCUGGGGGUGUGGUUCCGCUACCGGCAGAGAGAGAAGGGUCACCACGUGCCCAGCGUCACCUACACCCCCGCCCUGCACAUCAACUCCACAGACUACUCCCUGUCCGACUACAUGAAGGGCUCCUUGUCCAGCACCUGCUCCCUCAACAGCGAGAACCCGUACGCCACCAUCAACGACCCCCCCGCCCUCUGCAAGCACUCUGAGAGCAGCUACGUGGAGAUGAAAUCCCCGACUCGCCACGACCACGUGACGCACUGCUGCUCCGCCGCCAUCAUCACCACGGCCACCGCGGCUCCCGCCAAGAACGUGUACGACAUGGAACCGACCAUCAGCAUCAUCCAGGGACCCGGUGGUGUGGUGGUCCCGCUCGGUUUCCCUCAGAACCCGUACGACCUGCCCAGGAACAGUCACAUCCCCGGACACUACGACCUGCUGCCUGUCCGUCACAGCCCCCCCCACAGCCACAGCCCCCCCCUGCCCGGCAGCCCCACCAGCUCCCUCCUUUAGACCGCACCCCCAAAAACAUGGCGGACCAGAUCUCCGCCCAUUUCCCCCGUGAACCAGGAAACUGUGAAGUGGGACAACAGGAGAAGAUCAGUUCAGUUUGUGAUGAGGACUAAUAUUCAUUUAUUUAUUUGUGUGUGUGUGCGAUCUUAUCAGUGUAUUAUAUCUGAACUGUUUGUGUGGUGAACAGACGGAGGAAUAAACACACACACACACACAGGUUCACACGUUUUCUCUGGAAGAUGCUGAUCUGGUCUUUUUGGAUCCGACCCGGUUCAGAAGAGUCCGGACAAAGAGCUGCUGGUUUGAGAUGAAGUGAACAUCUGGACCAGUGCAGGGACAUUAAGAACAUCUGGAGAGGAGACGUUCAUCACUCCAAAGGACUGGAAGUAUGAAGAGCACAGGAGCUGCUCAGAUUCACUCUGUACAUUUCUGGUAUUUUUACACAUGGUUUCUUAUUUGCUGUUUACAUAUUUAAGAUCCUGCCGGGGGGUCCUCGCUUCUCUCUGAAAAAUGAUCUUUUUGUAUGUAGUGUAGACAAAGUUGUGUAUUGGAUGUACACUUAGUGUACACUUGUGAUUAUUAUUGUGGUUUUCUUCUGUUGUGUUAAGCUUAUUACACCUGCAUGCCAAAGAUUAUUCAAGUUAAAUAGUUAUCCAGAAAUACCCUUUUGUCCUUUAGAGCUAAAAACUGAUUAUUAUUGUCUGACUUGGAAACCGGCUCUUAUUUGAAACAGGGUUUUAUUUUGGCGUUUCAACUUCCUCCACAUCUCUGACUCCAUGUUUUUCUAAUCACGUCAUUACAGAUAUGAACAACAUGAAAUGAGGGAAAUCCUUUUUAACUUUCCAUCGACACGCGGGUCAGUUUGAUGCGUUUCCACUGAAGCAAUAACCGACAUGUUGACAAUCAGACGUUAACGGUUCGAUUCCUUUGCUUCCUCUUCUUCCUCUUCUUCCUCUUCUUGUCGUUUCUUCAUCUUCGAUCCAAACAAUCGUUUCAGCUGCAGAAGAUAAAUCAUGUGUCGGUUUUUGUUUCCAGCCUGAAACUCAAUAAAGUUGUGAUUGAUCAGAGGAGUCCAGUUCUGUCCUGUUACGCAUUAUUAAGAAGAUUUAAAAAGUGUUUUAUCUGCAUGAGACAAAUACUGGAAAUGUUUCCCAGAGAAAGUGUUUACAAAUAAAAAAGCCCUGAAUCAAUGUGAGUGUUACAGAAAACUGUAAAGAUGUAUCUACGUUUUGUAAAUACAGGAAGUAUUAGACCAGAUAUGAAUAUAAGUAGUUCCAGCUACACUUUGAAGGGACAAAAUAAUCACAACCCCGGUCAACACAACACAACCCGGUUUGAACUAACAUC
Messenger RNA from Platichthys flesus (European flounder), 4473 nucleotides. RefSeq names its product multiple epidermal growth factor-like domains protein 11. The record is from RefSeq and is a predicted model, not a curated record. NCBI's taxonomy places the organism in Eukaryota, Metazoa, Chordata, Actinopteri, Pleuronectiformes, Pleuronectidae. Gene Ontology annotation, molecular function: protein binding. Gene Ontology annotation, cellular component: membrane. The coding region runs from base 1 to 3126 and encodes 1041 amino acids. The transcript is spliced from 21 exons.